UUGCUGAGAUUCCAGUUAGCUAGCUAACUACGACUUCUGAUCCCCUCCGUUCCCCUAGGCUAAUGCUAACACGGUGGCCACCUUGCAUAAUAACUCAAUCGUCCUUCCAAACUAAGUGUGAUGCAUUGUUUCCUAAAAAGCUGACCAAUGUGGAUGUGAUGCGGUUCCCGUGUGGGGUCCUGAUCACAGAGGUGCGCGUCAUUCCUCCUGGAAUUAAAGCACACACCAGCCUGCCAGACAACCGGGCAUUCGGGGAGACAUCGCCUCAUUCCUUCCAGCUGGAGCUUUUCUUUAACAACCUCACUAAACCCAGCAGCGCCUGCUUCCACAGACUGGGCAGUUUUGAAUAUGACGAAAACAAGUCCAUCGUUUUCAGGCCCAAUGGAAAGGUGAACACAGAUGGUCUGGUGCUGCGUGGAUGGUACACCAGUCUGACGGUGGCAGUGUACGGUACAGCAGAAAGGUCAUAUGGUCACGACCGGGACUCUCCCCCACCUCCCCCUCCCCCACCCCCCCAACAACAGACGGGCCUCAAGAGGAUCAUCAAACAAGAGUGGGAUAAGGAGGAGCAGUAUAAUGGCAGUCCCCCCAGACCAGCUCCCAGAGGCCCCCGCACCCCUCCUGGACCGCCCCCACCAGAUGAUGAUGAUGAGGAGCCGGUCCCAGUGACCGUUGGAGUGGCCAAGGCGGAGCCGACUGAAAGAGGGGAGGACUACCUGGAGGCGGUCUCACCUGAGCGCAGCUCACUGCCUGCCGACGAACCCUACUCAGACGCCGAGCCUGAGGAAGAGGGAGAGGAGGAAGAGGAUGAAGAGCCGGAAGAAGAGGACGAUGCACGGACGGAGUGUAGCGUCCCUGAGGAUGAGGAGGAGGAAGAGGAUGAGGGUGAGGAGGAGGAGGAAGAGAUGGAGGAAGGUGAUGAUGGUUAUGAGAAGAUCAGUAGUGAUGAGGAUGACUUGGACAAUGGGAGUUUUAAGCUGCCCAGUUUUGACAUUGACUACACCCCUGAAGACCUGGCCUCUGUGCCCCCAGUCCAGUAUGACCCCUACGAAAGAGAGCUACGCCCACUGCUCUACUUCACCCCUCCCUACAAGACCCGCUUCGACUCCCAGCUGGAGAGGGCUAGGGGGGCUAUGUGUGUUGGUCCAGAGGGGCCUGGAGGUGGAGAAGGGGCAGAGGCUGAGGUUGUUGCCCAGAUGAGAGAGCUCCUGGCUGGGAUAGCAGAGGACCGUGACUCCCGCUGGGUCACGGCCCUAGAGCAGGCAUCAGGGCUGCUCGCUAGAGGGCUGGGCUUUCUGAUUGGACAGGGGGAAUGGGAGGGGCCUAUUGGAGUUCUGGUCCAAUGGGCUCUCCAGGGUCUUAGCAUGGAGAUAGCUCUGACCCAACCCAUUGCUCUAAACCUCAGGCAGCUGAAAGCUGGAGCUAAGCUGGCUUCCUGCUUGGCCGAGUGCCCACAGGGCCUCACUGCGCUGCUGCACGAGGGAGCCCUGGAGCUCCUACUGGAGCUGCUCCAGGUGGACCAUGUGUCGUCCACACUGAAGCUGUGUAUCCUGAGGGCUCUGGAUGCUCUGACCAGUGCCCCCGCUGGCGUGGAGGCCUUCCUACAGGAGGGGGAGAUAGAGAGGAGUGGAUACCAGCGGCUGGUGCAGCUGUUCCUGGGGGAGGAAACCGUGCGGGUGGUAACCGCGGGCAACGCCAUUCUGCAGAAAGGCCACGCCUAUGAGGUUAUGACUGACCUGCAGAGGACAGCGGUAGCCUGGAGCGAGCCUCUGCAGGAUGAGGGGGAGGAGCCUGACAUAGCCAUGGAGGAGGAGACCUCAUUAGGCCCCUCCCCUGUCAGCGAGGCUGAGCUGGAUAGGUUGGCUGGGGUUCUAGAAGAGUUACAUCACCUUUUAGAGACCGCCCCCCACACCAUGGUCCAGCCCCCUGGAAAGGCCUUCCCUACAACCGCACGCAUUACUGGUCCACAGGAGAGAGACGACCCCUACCCUACACUGUACAGGUACAUGCAUGCAUGUCACUUCCUGGAGAGCUCGGCGGUGGUGUUGUCAGCAGCAGUGGCGGCAGGGCAUACAGGUGUCACUCACGCAGUCAGGGAAGUCCUGCACUUUCUGUCUCUCACCCAAUCAGGACUGCUGUUCAUGCUGGCCCAUCCCACGCCUACCAACCUGCUGCUCCGCCUCCUAGCAACCGUCGCCGAGGUUGAGGGAGAGGAGCCUAUGGUCACUGGGGGCGACGGCGGGUUCUCGAGCCCCGGAUUGGGUGAAGAGGGUUUGGGGGUGUGGCUGAUGCAGGCGCUGCAUGCCCUCCAGAGUGUGUCUGAGCUGAUGAGUCACGUGACUGCUGGUGGGGAGGGAGGGGUGGGGCUAGAGGAGGGGGACAGUGCGGAGGUACUGAGCAUGCUCCAUGCCCUCUACCUCAUCACCUUCACACAGACUGGGAGGAGCGCUGUGGCCCACGUCUUCAGCCUGGAGAACAACCUCUCCUGUCUGGUUACGCUGCUGCAGCACCACAGCAAGGACGGACACGGGGAGGCCAAGGCCCGGAAGGCGGUGACCUAUAACUAUGCGUGUAUGCUGGUGCUGAUGGUGGUUCAGAACUCCAGUGAUCUCCGUAACAUGGAACAACACGCUGCUCCUCUACUCAUCCUGGCCAAGGCUGAUGACACCAACGCUAAACUACAGGAGCUGAGUCAGUGGCUGGAACCUCUGGACAAGGUGAAGUUGGAGAUGGGCAGCAUCCCCAGCCUCAUAGACUACAUCAAACAGAACGUCCAGAACGUGUUGACUCUAGAGGGAAGUGGACUGAUCUCUGCUCUGAGGGUCCUCUGCCAGAUCGCCUGUCCACCUCCCGCCGUAGAGGCUCAGCAGAGAGAUCUGAAGUGGAGUCUAGCAGGGGUGCAGUUGUUUUCUGGGGAGGGCUUGGACACGUGUGUUUGUGUGCUCCAGAAGCUGUGUAGCGUGCUGCUGCCUGCCUGGCGUGUGCACGGACACAUGGGACCCACCCCACAGCGCUGUAUGAUCCUUGGCGUGUGCGCUAACACGCUAAGGCUGCUGCGGACCAUGCUAACAGAGCUGCUGCGCAGCGGGGCCUUCCAGUUCAGGGACACGCGUGUGGCGAGCACGUUGGUGACUCUACACAUGGUCGUGUGUUCAGCCCCGUCCUCUGGACGUCUAGACUGGGAGGAGACCAAGGUUCAGGCCCUCAUCGUAGAUGUGCUGCUCACCUUCACACAGGGAGUCAGCGAACAGAUGACCCACACAGAGGAGACUCUGCUCAGUAACACAUGGUCUCUGAUGCUGAAGGAGGUGUUGGGCUCUCUACUGAAAUCACCAGAGGGACUCUUCUCUGGCCUCACCCUGCUGUCUGAACUGCUGCCACUUCCCCUGCCCAUGCAGAGCACGCAGGUGAUCUCUGUCCAGGACGUGGCUGUAGCGUUGAACACCAGGAAGUUGUGGAGCAUGCACCUGCGGGUGCAGUGGGGUGUGUUUGCGGAUGCCCUCGGGUGUGUGUGUGGAACUAGCUGUCCUCCGCUGCUGGCCAUGCUGCGACGUGUGUGUGUCCAGCUGGCUGACCUCUCCUCUCCCACCGCCACCCUCAUCAUGAAGACCCUGCUGGAAUUCCUGCUGGGGGAACUACAGCCUGUUGAGGGUAAGAGUCCCGGUUGGGGGCAGGUCCUGCGUCUCCUCUCUCUAUUCGACACCCUGGUUUCCCAGAGAGCCUGUAAGAUCGCAACGUUACACUUGCUCUCUGGCACCGCCCCUGGAGACGAGCCAUUGGCUGAUGUCUUCCCCCUGCUACUGUCCCUAUUGGUUCCCGCUGCUGACCACGCCCUGCCACAACAGCACUGUGCAGAGCUGGUGGGAACUGUCCUGCAGUCACUGUGUGACCAGGACAUCUCUCUGGUGGUGCCCCACCCAGCCGAGGGGUGUGUGUCAGAGGCCGAGCAACUUGCCAAUGCCCUGCCAGGACGGGAAAUGAUCUCAUCAGUGUGCGACUCUCUGAUGGAGGUUUUGGGGAACGGAGAGAGCAGUGCCGCUCUGCUCCUCACCUGUCUCAGAACACUCAUGUUCCUCACAGAACAUGACUAUGGACUCUACCACCUCAAAGGGGCUCUGAAGAAGCACAGUGCCAGUGUGUGUGCUCUGUUGAAGAGACAGGUGUUCUCCUUCAGGAAAGACUCGGCUGAACUCCUCUCUGCUCUGCUGGACUUCCUACGACAGAUCCUCAACACUGACCCUCUGGGUUGCUGUGGGGAGGAGAGUGGAGGGGAAGAGUCCAGGCUGGUUCCGCCCCCAAGGUCUGUGGCUCUGACUGGCUCAGAGAUGAAGGCUCUGCUUCAGUGGGAGGAGACUGACACACACCCUCUAAACACACUAGAGAAACACAUCACGAAGCUGUGCAAGGAGGAGGAUUCAUUGGAGACCCUGUUGGAGAAUGUGAUUGGUCUACGACAGACGCUGGAGAGCACUAUAGAUGCAUCUUCUCCCCCUGAGACGGAGCCCACUCUACCCAAUCCUGACACGUUAUUGGCCCAGUUCAACCACAGGACGGUGUUUGUGUUGUCAGAGGUGUUGGAUGAGCAGCUGAAGGCUCUGUGGUUCUCCCCCUUCCACACUGACGACAUGGAGGCUGAACUAGACAUGGUGAAGGUGGACCUGCUAGGCCUGGCCCAGGAGUGUUGUCCAGAUUUGGACCUGAAGUCAGAGCUGGAACGCUCCUUCCUGUCUGAGCCCUUGUCUCCCAGUCAUACCAAAACUAACAAGGGCUUCAGGCUGGGCAAGCACAAACACGAGACCUUCAUCACCAGUGGUAAGUCAGACUACAUCGAGCCAGCUAAGAGAGCCCACAUGAUGGCUGCUCCUCGCGGUCGAGGUAGGGGGGGCUUCGGGGGACAGCUCUGUCGCCCCCACGACAUCUUUCGCCAGCGCAAACAGAACACUUCGCGCCCUCCCAGCAUGCACGUGGAUGACUUUGUGGCGGCGGAGUUUAAAGAUGUUGGGACUCCCCUGGGCCUGUUGCCCCCCAAGCGACCCCCUAAGAGCUCCCCCAAACCCCCCACCAGAGGCCUGUUCACUGGGAACAGAGGCAGGGCUGCUUUCCACAGCCAGCAGACACGCUUUUUCACCCCACCGCAGCCUAAAGGAGUGCUGCUGUCUGGUAACUAUAAUGCCCGCCGUGAGGGUGGGCGAGGUGGCACGUCGUGGAGUGGUCCGUUGCCACCGGUUACCCACAGAGGAACAUACAGUGAUGCCAGGGGCGGGCAGAGCAACUUCACACGCGGCCCCCUGCCCUCACGCCAGCAGCCUGCAGGAGCAUAUCGCCUGGCUCCGCGGGACCGCGCCCCUCGAGGUCGUGGGGGUACAGGCCUAUCGUGGCUGAGUCAGGGAGGAGGAGGGGGGAGGGGGUCCCAGGGGGGGAAGUUUAGCGGUGGGGGAGGCAGCGGAGGAGGGAGGGGACGACACGUUCGCUCCUUCACCAGGUAAACAAACCUGGCCAAUGACUGCAGCCCGUCACGGCUCUUAACGGACCAAUCAGGAAUAAUGAGUUCAUCAUCUCCAUGGAAACUUGUCCUCUGUGGGAUUCUAUUGAUGAUGAUGUGUGGAAUUUGUUGUAUUAUGUUUUAGUUCUUUUACAUUGUUGUUCAGACUCAAUAAAGUUCUGUGAUUGAGA
This is a messenger RNA of Oncorhynchus mykiss (rainbow trout), 5673 nucleotides long. Lineage: Eukaryota; Metazoa; Chordata; Actinopteri; Salmoniformes; Salmonidae. The record is from RefSeq and is a predicted model, not a curated record.